AUGGGGUGCAAGCAUUCAUCGGACGGUAAGGAACUGGAUAGAUCGGUGGAUCCAGAGGCACCUCCAAAGAUCGGCUGCGUGGAAGGGGCUGCGGCUGAGUGCCUCGCUGGACGGCUUUUACAAGAUGAGGCAACCUCAGGGGUACAAGCCGACUCUCCGGCCGAUUUUCCUCUUGGACAUGAGCAGGCGACUACGAAACAAGAAUGUUGUGUCCUAUCAUCGCCAAACCCAGCCUAUGUCGAAGCGGAGAUUGGAAUUGGACCAUCAGUCCAAACCGAUCCAAAUCAAGGGAAUGCCGGCGACUCCAGUACCAAACGCUCAGACAGCCAAGAUCCAUCCGAGAAAGAAUGUCACGGAACAAGCCAGACUGAAACCCGCAACAUCAUUGGAGAGGAUCUCGAGUCUGGAAAAUAUGACAUACUGGAAGUGGAAGACCAACAGCAUACACAGGACGCAACAACCACGGGGCUCUACGGGUCACCUCCCACAUCGCCUUCGUAUUGUCAUGGUCGACAGCAAGCACGUUCGGACGCAACAUGUCUUCCUGAUCGGAACAUGCCUUUCAACAUCCAGAUUUUGGAGCACGUCAAGGACUGGGCUGAACUAGGCUCGAGGAUUGAGGAUGGCCAACGACGGAAGGAGGUUCUCGACCGCGCAUUCGAAACCUUGACGAAUGUCUGGUACGAAGCACUGCGCCUUGGGUACGAUCCAGGUCAUUGCGAGCCGAGUUCGAGGGGAACAGCAUCAACCCAGCGGUCCAGAGCACUCGCGACGACGAAAAGAGAACGCGGUCCUGGACGUCCUCCAGGUCCUUCAGGGAAAGCUCGUCAAAAGAGCCCUUCUAAAAUACCUGUCUUUGUGUCUCGGAGUCACAAAGACAGCCAUUACUGGGCAGUAACCGCCGGAGAACUACAAGAAGCCGGCGUUUCUGAAGAACGCAUCUGUCAACGAGCAGCGUCAGGCGAUCUCGAGAAGGGUGAUGCUCUUCUAGAAGCUGUCCGACAGCACUUGGGAACAGACAUAUCCCGAAAUGAUUGGUGGAAGGUCACCGAGGUCACACAUUUCAAUCCCUGGGGUCGAAACCUUUUGCUGUACGCUCUUUACGAGGUGCAGAUGUCACGGCAAAGCAUUGAACAACUCGAACGUCUAUACAGAGGAUUUUCUCAUGCGAGACAAAAGGAGAAUACGCAGAAGCGGAUUGACGAUGAGAAAGAACGACUUGAUUUGUUCAUGGCGCUGGCUCUGGAGGUGAAGGACAGCCAAUCUUCGUCACAGUCACCCACAGUCCCAACGAUGGAGAUUGAGCCUGAGCAGAGGGCCCAUUGUUCUGAAGCCCCUUCUGUCACAGACGAGGACCUUGCAACAGGUGUGGGCUCACCAGACUCGGUCAUCAAGUCGAGUGAAGUGAACCUCAAUGAGGCAGAUCCUGCAGAGGAAGUCACUUUCGUCCAGACUGGUGAGUCCACAGAGAACAGCUUCAUCACGGAUGGGCUACCAGAUGGACCAAUGGACGACCUUGUUGAGUGCAAAGAGAUGCUAGAUCCCUUGAUGGUCCAAGCAAAAGGUUUUCAGCCUUGUCCUCCCUCGGAAAAUGACGACCAGGAAGCUGGUCCUGAAUUCAUGAUAGAGGGUUGUGGCAGUAGCCAAGUCAUUGACGACGACAAUCUUCAAACAAAGAGAACCCUGGAGUUGCUGCUACCCUUGUUGAACGACGAGCAUGAAGUGACAACGAAGGAGAUUGAUGCUGACAUCACAAGAGGGGAAGAUCAUCUUGCAGGAAAGGAUUAUUCAUCAUCUGAGCUUCAAGAGUGCACAAAUCUAGACAUCACUACACACGAAACAGGAACAGGGUCGAUAGAAAUCAAUGCUCUGAAACAUCCACUGCUUUCAGAUGACGACAAGGUUGCUGAAGAUGGAAAGUCCCCAACAAAAAAGCAAAAAACGGAUCAACAUGAGCACAAAGAGACCCUGGCCUCUACGACCUUGAAUGAUCAACGAGACAAGGAAGACGGGAGUAACGAUACCACUUUGGACCAUGACAUGCGUGAAGCUCAUACAGCCGAGAACCGGAAAUCUGUCGACCGGCCUGACAGCAAGAAAGGGCGAUAUAUCAGCAUUUACAUCUUGCCGAAGGUCAACGAACUGCUUGCCAAUUCUGGCUUAGCCCCUGUGAAAUCAACAAACUGGCCAUACCUCCGGGAUGUCCUCAGAGGUGCGGGUGUGCCUCGUGGAAGUCGAAAUGCCCUAACCAGAGAGAUCAACGUGGGUUUCAAGCGCGGAUGGCAACUAACAGAGCAAGAUGCUCCAAUGUCCAUGACUCCUGACGUGCCAGCUGCCGGAAGUUUCACUGUGCAAUCAAUUCAUCAACAAGAGACACUUCCACCCCCAGUGACGGCCGCGGUGGAAACACAGCGUCGUUCGCUCGUUGUCAGGCUUCCAGUCCCAUCGACUUUUGAUCCGGCCGAGCUGUCCUGCGGUACAGUCUUCUCACACAAAGGCUUCAAAUAUCGGUACACUCGUGAUUCUAGUCUGGCGCAGCGAAGGUCUAUGGAUGAGGUGCUCGACACGUAUGUCCGUGACCGUAUCAAUCCUCGGGCCAACUCGAGGACCGAAUGGGAGGUAGAACCUCGGUUUGGGAAGUACGGAGUGCUUGCACAUCCAGCUGAUCCAGCACGGACCGGUAUCAUUCAUGGCUUUUGGGAUCAGAGAAACGGCAGUCAGGUGCCAGGAGCCGAGUGGUUCUAUGAAGGCAAUGGCAAGGUACCAGUCACGAGUCAAGGCGGGAUAUGGGCAGCCCAGGACAACACCCGCGAUCAUGAAGACGUAUCAGACUCAAUCACGAAUGCAAGCCCGGCUGAUGCUGCUCUGGAGAAUCCGCUCGCCAACAAAGCUCCCAAGACCGUCCUUCACAUCAAACGUGACAGUUCCAAAUGGAUGGUUGACAACGGCAGCGUCGCCAAGAAAGGAAGACCAAGAGGCAGACCAAGAGGCAGACCAAAGAACAGAGCAACUGGUGUGGGUUUGUCAUCAGCAUUGUCUCAACCCCUGGCUUCAGCACGAUCCGGUUCGAGCCCCACAAAGAAACCUAAGCGACGGAAGGUGAGAAGAUCUAUUGCCGAUGAUGAUGACGACGACGAGUAUCAUCCUUCUGACUGA
Molecule: messenger RNA, 3156 nt
Organism: Capronia coronata CBS 617.96
Lineage: Eukaryota; Fungi; Ascomycota; Eurotiomycetes; Chaetothyriales; Herpotrichiellaceae
Exons: 1
Coding region: 1-3156 (1051 amino acids)
Source: RefSeq, a predicted model, not a curated record